Molecule: messenger RNA, 435 nt
Organism: Lottia gigantea (owl limpet)
Lineage: Eukaryota; Metazoa; Mollusca; Gastropoda; Lottiidae
Exons: 2
Coding region: 1-435 (144 amino acids)
Biological process (GO): regulation of transcription by RNA polymerase II; anatomical structure morphogenesis; cell differentiation
Molecular function (GO): RNA polymerase II cis-regulatory region sequence-specific DNA binding; DNA-binding transcription factor activity, RNA polymerase II-specific
Source: RefSeq, a predicted model, not a curated record
AUGAUAGAAGACCUUCAGAGAAGAGAACAGCCACAGAAACCACCUUAUUCGUACAUCGCUCUGAUAGCCAUGGCAGUUAAAGCAUCACCAGACAGGAAAGUGACAUUAAAUGGAAUCUAUCAAUUUAUCAUGGAACGAUUUCCUUAUUAUCAUGACAACAAACAAGGCUGGCAGAAUUCUAUCCGUCACAAUCUUAGUCUGAAUGACUGCUUCGUCAAAGUUCCUCGUGAAAAGGGAAAACCUGGAAAAGGAAAUUACUGGACCUUGGAUCCUAAUUGUGAAGAAAUGUUUGAAAACGGAAACUACAGACGUCGAAAACGUCGUGUUAAAGGUUUUCCUUGUGCAAAAGCGUACGAACAAACUUUUGUUUUAAUUCACAUGAAUUUUAUUCAUAUUAUUCUUACGAAAUAUAAAUUUAAAACAUUAUUUGCUUAA